UGCAUUGUACAUAUAACCUCUUUUUAUUAUUAGGGUGAAGAAUCUGGACAGUGUGUUCCCCAAUAUGACAUCUGCAAAUCAGUCAGACCUUUACCCGGCUUUGGCAUCCUUCCUUAAAAGUCGCAUGAGUCUGUCAGGUUCGGCCUGUUCUCAGAAUGUCAGCAGCAGCGCGUGGAUACAAGGGAACUUCGGAAGAUUUGCGCAGUUUGCAAAUUUCAGUGAUUUUGCUGCACUGAAUGCAAAUUUCAGUGCUCUGGAUGCGCUGCCCAUCCUCACUGUUCGACAAAGGGUGAGCUUUAGCUUGGAGCUGAACGCCUCUAGUGACCCUGCCGCUGCAGCCAGCAUUGUUGGAACCCUACAGAACACCAAUGAUCUAUAUGACUUUUUGGCUUCUCUUAACACUGGCGUUGCCUCAAAAAACAUAAGCUCGGUGAAUGCGGCUUUGUCCCAGGCUCUGCUGAAUAAGACAUUUGAUGCCAUAAAAGCCAACAUCUCCAUGUUCAACAAGUCAGACUGGACCCAGCUCUUCCAAGAUAAGCUCAGCGCCCUGCUCCCUCAGAUCUCUUCCCAACAGAUCAGCCUUAUUCCUCUUAACAUCACCUGCGACUCCUACCAGGUCAUACUGAAUAGUUUGGACUUGAAUUUUCCAAAAAUGAGUUCAGGAAAUCAAAAGGACAUUUAUAAUUCUCUGAUCAAACCUUUUAUGACUCAAAAAGGUCCGUCCUGUGCUCAGAAUGUGGGAAGCGGUGCACUAAUCCAGCAAAAUUUUGGAAAAUUCUCUCAGUUUGCCAACUACAAAGACUUUGUGACCCUUAAUGGAAAUUUCAGUGGGGGUGAUGUUCUGUCUUCACUCACCAUGCAACAAGUUAUCGACUACAGCUUGGACCCUAACAUUAAUCAAGCAGCGGCCGCCGGGAUAGUUGGAAUGAUAACAGAUGUGAAUACCUUUUUGGCUUCCUUAAAAACAUCUGCUUCAUUGAAUAACGUCAGUUCUUUGAGUCCAUACCUGUCCCAGGGUCUCCUGGACAAAUCCUUCCAAACGCUGAAGCCGAACUUCAACUCCUUCAGCAGCUCUGACUGGACUCAGCUCUUCCAGGAUAAUAUAAGCUUGGUUUUACCAGCGAUCAGAAAAGAUCAACUCAAUCUCAUCCCCAAUAACAUUAACUGCGCCUCCUACCAAACCAUUUUCAACAGUCUGCAAACCAGUUUCUCAAAAAUGGCUUCCAACAACCAGGGAGACGUCUACAAGUAUUUUAUCAGACCGUAUUUAAAGCAGAAAGGUUCUGCAAUAACGUGUUACAACCAAAGUGAUGCUAAAUCAUCUGCUUGGCUUGUGAAUAAUGUGGGCCCCUUUAUGACUUACACCAGUGAAGAAGACUUGCGCCUCUUUGCUAAUCCUUCUAUGCUACAAUCUUUUGCCAAUGAUCCAUCCUCUCUACAACUCGCAAAACAGCUGAAUUUCCCCAAAGAAACCGGAAUUUAUUUCACCUCUCUACUGACCUCAAGUCCAUCCUUCAACCUGAGCAGCCUGCCGGACACAUUCCUCUGUUACCUGACGCCAUCAGCUCUGACCAGUCUGAAUGCACAGACCGUCCUGGACGUAACCAAAAGAAUAAAUAAGCAAUGUUAUAAUACUUCUGCGGGACAAUCUGCCUCCACUCCGACCGCUGAUGAUGUGCAGGUGGCCAUCUCCCUGGUCAGCAAACUAAGCAAUUUUACUUCUGAUACUCUUGUAAAUCUGGGACAAUCGGCUGUGGGUCUGUCCCCAGGACAAAUCAACAAGAUCAAUGGCAGUGACCUAAUAACCAGCGUGACCACUCUGGCCUCUGUCACUGGCUGGAGCGUCGGGCAGACCAAGUCCAUAAUGAAGAAGCUCCUGGACUCCAAUUUCAAGGUUGAGAACCUCACCAAUUUAGGAAGCUUAGUAACAGGACUACCAAGUAAUAAACUAAAAGAAUUGGCCCCAGAAGCAGUUCUUAACGCUGUGAAGGAUCCACAAUUUGCCAGCAAACUCUCCGGCGCCCCCCCAACUUUGCAGAACAUGUUUGUCUCACAGAUUGUAGCUGCCAACUCGACUGCAUCCAGUGUUGUUAAAAACGUCCCUGCCAGCCUGGCAGGUUUUAUUCCCAAGUCCCUCCUGCUCUUCAAAUCAGAGAAGGCAUCUCUACAAGAUGUUAAUGGCAAAUCAUGGAGCCCUGACCAGGCUGCCAUGUUUUUUGAUGACAUUGUGACCACCAACAAUAACUACACACAGAUUUCUUCUUCAGUCCUGCAAGGCUUUAACUGCGCUACCCCGAAUAAAAUUUCCAACGACCAAGUCAAGAUGCUGGGGAAGGCUAUGAAGACCCAAAAAGUGUCAUUGACUCAAGAUCAGCUGACAUGUCUGAGCAGACAAAUAACCAAGAGCGGCUAUCCAACAGAUCUGACCUCCUACCCCCCGGAAGUCUUCCUAUUCCUAAACUCCACAACUUAUUCCUCAACCGCAAACUGCACCGAUUUCUUCACCAAUGUCGGCAAAGCGAACAUCAGUGUCCUACCUAAAGGCUCCAGUCUGCGCAGUAAACUACUGCCAAACGCCUUGUCCUGUUUGAAUAUAUCAGGGUUUUCUCUGACAGACAGCAAUGUCCAGGUGUUGGGUCAGCUCUGCUGUGAUCUUAACACGUCCUACAUUGCCAAUUCCUCUGCCAGCAUUCUUACUGUGCUCUCUCAGUGUCAGUCCUUAAGUACUGAACAGCAAACGUCCAUCCUGACCCUCCUCAAGCAGCAAACCUCAGUGUAUGGGGCCUCCUCCACAUGGACAACAGACACAUUAAACUCUCUUGGAGUAUUCAGUGGAUUUUUAACCUCAGACAUUCUGAACAAUAUAUCCACAGUGUCAUUUAACUCCUGGAUGAAAUCGGCCAUACAAACCUCCAACUUGACCAGAAGCCAGUUUGUCACCAUUGUCUCAAAUCGUACUCCUUCUAGAUCUCGGCGAGCUACAGGUUGUACUACUGGUAACAUCACAGCUGACAAUGUGAAUGACAACCUGCUCCCAGUGACUUAUACCGCACAACAAUUAGAUGCCUGCCUAGACAACGAUAUACUGGUGAAUUACCUGUCAGUACUGAGCAGUAAGAUCUUCACCAACGAGCAACUCAUCGUCCUGAAGAAUAAGCUCGAUGCGCUCUAUCCUUCAGGUUACCCAGAUACCAUCCUAUCCAGCCUCGGUGCGAUCACUAAAGUAUGUGGAGACGCUGACGUGAACAAGUGGAGCAUAGGUUCAGUGGACACCUUCAGCAGUUUGCUUGCCGCCGAGCUGUCUACUAGUCUGGCCACUAGUAUAAUUGCAAAAUACAUUAGUUUGGGGAAUCCGAUAAAUGCAGCUGCUCUAAAUGUGAUCGGGAGUCAAUAUAUCUGCCUCCUGAGCAGCGCUCAACUGAGCCUCAUCACCACCACUGCUAUAAGUGAUGCCAAAGCCCUGGACGUUUCCGCAUGUAACCAAUCUGUAAAAGAUGCCCUGUACACUACGGCAAAGGCGGCCUACCAGGCACAGAAUAGCCAGGUGUCUAUCUACUACAACCUCAUAAAGCCAUAUCUGGGUGGAGCACCGGCCGCAGACCUCAAGUCCCUGGCUGCAAUGAGUCCCAGCAUGGACGUAGGAACCUUUGUGAAAUUAAAUCCAUCCGCUGUGUUGGGUCUGACAGUCAGCGAUGUGAAGGGUUUACUUGGCAACAACACGGUAGAUCUGACGACUCAGGUAAGCAACAGCGUCGUGAGCAACUGGAUCGCCAUACAGAAACAGUCUGAUCUGGACACCCUGGGCCUGGGCAUCCAGGGAGGAAUACGGGACGUCGCAACAACAACACCUACGACAACUAAGACUACGAUUAAACCUACGAGCUCAUCGACUUCUGUUCUCGCCCACGGCCUCUUGGUCCUGUUGGCCGUUUUUGGACUAUUCGCGCUUUCCUAAAACCUGACGCAGAAGACAAUCUCCUGACCGUGGAUUCUGUGGACGCCAUGAUUCCAAAAAUUCUCCAUUCUUCCUUGUUAUAGCUAAAGAGGUUGUCCAGGAAUAGAAAACCAGAGCUGAUUUCU
Hyla sarda is the source of this 4080-nucleotide messenger RNA. RefSeq names its product mesothelin (gene MSLN). The coding region runs from base 65 to 3955 and encodes 1296 amino acids. Gene Ontology annotation, biological process: cell-matrix adhesion. Gene Ontology annotation, cellular component: cell surface. Lineage: Eukaryota; Metazoa; Chordata; Amphibia; Anura; Hylidae. The record is from RefSeq and is a predicted model, not a curated record. The transcript is spliced from 29 exons.